Molecule: messenger RNA, 2173 nt
Organism: Phragmites australis (common reed)
Lineage: Eukaryota; Viridiplantae; Streptophyta; Magnoliopsida; Poales; Poaceae
Exons: 11
Coding region: 114-1988 (624 amino acids)
Cellular component (GO): cytoplasm
Molecular function (GO): protein binding
Source: RefSeq, a predicted model, not a curated record
CAAUAAAGACUCGCCUUCCCCUCGCCUACGACUAACUACUCUCUCUCCCCUCCCCUCCUAAUCAUCAUCGGUCAUCGGACUUGCAGCUCCGGUCUGGGGAUUCGAGGAAGGAGAUGAAAUCGCCAUUGCGCAAGUUCCGGGGACUCGGCCUCCACCACCACCACCACCACCACAAGGAGAGGAAGGACCACCGCCCGCCGCCUGCCAAGCUCGACGAGCUCGGCGACGCCGCCCAGGAAAUGGAAGAAAUGAGGAAUUGUUAUGAUAGCCUGCUUUCAGCUGCAGCUGCAACAACAAACAGUGUAUAUGAGUUUGCAGAAGCUAUGGAGGAAAUGGGGACUUGCUUACUUGAAAAAACUGCAUUAAAUUAUGAUGAUGAUGAAAGCGGUCGAGUGCUGAUGAUGCUUGGAAAGGCCCAGUUUGAACUACAGAAGUUUGUGGAUAUCUAUCGUACAGAUAUCAUAAAUACAAUCACAAACCCAUCGGAGUCACUUCUCAAGGAGCUACAAGUUGUAGAGGAAAUGAAGGGCCAAUGUGAUCAGAAAAGAGAGGAAUAUGAAGCCACGAGAGCAGCCUACAUAGAGAAAGGACGAUCAAGGCACUCUAAAAUAGAAUCAUUAUAUUCAGAACAACUGCAAACUUCUUUUCAUGAGUACCAAGAGGAAGCGGCAUUGUUUAUAUUUCGCUUGAAGUCGCUGAAGCAAGGUCAGUUCCUGAGUAUUUUGACACAGGCUGCUCGCCAUCAUGCUGCUCAGCUGAGUUUUUUCAGGAGGGGGCUGAAGCAUCUAGAAGCUCUAGAACCUUAUGUAAAAGCAGUUGCCGAGAAGCAGCACAUUGACUACAGUGGGCUAGAUGAUGACAGUGAUAUUGAUGAUUACAACUCUUAUCAGGAUAAUCACAGCCAUGGCAGUGAGUUGAGUUUUGACUAUGAGAUAAAUGACAGGGAUAAAGACCUUCCUGCUUCUAGAACUUCAAUGGAUCUGGACCAGGACCAGGCACCCCAGGUGAGUUUCCAAGAUCUUCCGAAGGAACUUGAGCAGGAAAACAUCGAACAGAUAAAGGCGAAUUUAGUGGCUCCUCAUGUGAAGCCUGAGAUUACCCAAUCAGCACCAAUUUUUGCUGACAACGUAGCUGCAAGGUUUUGGAAAAUGAAUGCAUCAAACAGGACUGUUCAUUCCUACAAACUCCCAACACCAGCUGAUGACAAGAACUCCGCUUCAGCAGUCACCAACACAUCGCCUCGUUUAGAGCAACCUGAAAGUAAACCUCAUGUGGCAGCAAAUUUGUGGCAUUCCUCUCCACUGGUGAAAGAUUUUAAGCCGAGCUCCAUGUAUAGUGGACCUGUUAAGAUGCCGUCAAGUACCGAUGGGAUAUCAACGCCACUAGUUUAUUCAUACUCCACAUCAGAUUUUAAGAAAAUGAAGAGGGAAGCUUUUUCUGGCCCAAUUCUGAGCAAAGCAGGACUGAGCAAGCCCUUGUUUUCUGCUACUGAUCACAUACCAUCUAUGAACAAUCCUCGUGCAAUGUCAACAAAAUCAUAUGGCCCAGGUUGGCAGUCAUCUGUGGCUCCAAAAGUUAACCCUAGGAUCACUUCACUGCCAACAACUUCCCCCAGAAUAAGUGAGCUUCAUGAGCUGCCUAGGCCUCCGGCAAAUGUAGGCAACCCCCAUCCUGGUUUGGUUGGAUAUUCUGGUCCUCUGGUAUCAAGGCGGCAGACACCUAAUGUACCAACUCAUGUGUCACCACCAUCACGUACAGCAUCACCGCUUCCACGGCCACCUGCUGCCAUGAGUCGCAGUUAUUCUAUACCUUCAAACAGCCAAAGAACACCUAUUAUUACUGUGAAUAAGUUGUUGGAGUCUAGGCAUAGCAGGGAGAGCAGCGAAGUUUCCUCACCCCCACUAACACCUAUAUCAUUGGCAGAUGUUUCCCGCAAAUCAACAGCAGAAACAACUGUAGACAACAAAAGGAUAAAGGAAACCUUGUGACCGUUUUCACGGUUCAACCCGUCAAUGGUCAUAGGCAAUUUUGUUUGUAAUUAACUGUGCGUUCUAGGACUCCCCCUAUCUAGUAUUUUUGUUUCUUGUGAAGGAAAAAAAAUGUAAAUAAAGUUAGCAUCAGUUCACCAAUGAAAGAUUCUGUCUCCAGUGUAUGCUUAUCUGAUGGACUAUUU